Fusarium poae is the source of this 435-nucleotide messenger RNA. RefSeq lists its product as uncharacterized. The transcript has a single exon. The record is from RefSeq and is a predicted model, not a curated record. Bases 1 to 435 code for a protein of 144 amino acids. NCBI's taxonomy places the organism in Eukaryota, Fungi, Ascomycota, Sordariomycetes, Hypocreales, Nectriaceae.
AUGACGCUCGAGACGGCAUGCCCGCCAGAGGUCGAGCUGGAGGAUGGCUACCGCCUUAUCAUCAAACGACCUUGGAGGCCUAUUUUCCAUGAUGGAGGGCAAUCAAAGAUUUUCCGUGUCCCCGAUCGAUUGAGUUUCUUUUCUCCCGGCCCGCCCCCCCUACACCAGGCAUUGGAGGAGGCUAAAACAGUUAUCUUUCUGAUGUGGUUUCUGUGUUGUUCCAGUAUCAUACUAGGAGUCCCUUUCUUCACUCUGUUAUAUCCUGGAGAGAUCGAUUGGAAUAUCAUAGUGGCAUGGCUUGGAUUCAAUUGUGUGGUAAUUCUUUCGGCUUGGGCCAUCACAUGUUACGAUGGUCUCUUUGGCGGUUCGGAUGCAACUAGAAGUCCUGGAGAAGACAUGGGAUCUGACCAUGUCCAUGAUCAAGUUUUGGGCUGA